AUGACUCUGACGUUUCCGGCUCUUGUCUUCCUUCUUUUCAGCUUCAUCUCCCAGGUUAUUCUACGUUGCUUAAGAUCUCUGACCAAGUUUCAAAAAACUCGAAAAGUUCCAGUGAAAUGACCUCUUUCAAACAGAUGACAUGCAAGAAAAACACUUGGGCUAAAAAAAUACGGGAAAUCCCUCAGGUGUUGGGCUUCUACGGCGGCGGUGGCUGCGGUGGCGGCGGAGGCCUCGGUCAACUUCUCGGCCUCGGUUAUUCUGGCGGAUACGGAGGCUAUGGUGGCUACGGCGGCGGGUGCGGCGACAACGGAUUCAUGUUGUAGGGUUUUACUGUAUUCUUUUGAGGUACGGUAGAUGCGCCACCGACGGUAUCUUUUAUCAUUACACUUGCUGCGCCUACAAUCCCUACGAGUGCUGCUUCGAGCUUGAAACUUGGUUUAUGUGAGUUGAAAUGGAUGAGCGGAAUCAUUCAGAGUUUCGAAUGGGAGCUUUUGAACUGUUAUAAACGCCUUCAAUAGUUGGAAAGAUCCAAGCUUUCUAAAAAUGUACAGCUAAGAAUAAAAAUGACAGAAUGCACUUUCCUUUUUUGGAAAACUUCAUUUAUUUAUUCGUUUUUCUUCGCCCAGGUUCAUGAUAAUCUCGGAAAUUUCAGAUGAUUAUCAUUUUUCACGAUUCAACGCUGCAGGUUUAUUAUAAUUAUAACCUUCUUAACUGCGCUGAAACUAUGUUUUCUAGAAACUGAUUCGACAAUGCUGCAACCUGAUAUGUUUAAUAUUGAAAAACUGGAAAAGAGAGCACCACAGAAUUUUUUUAAGUAAAAAAACAACUCUUUUUGUCUAGGCCCAUUAUAGACAAGACGACUGCGAAAACAUGUCAUAACUACACAUCAUUUUUUCAUGGAUAUUGUUGCCCAUUCAAAUCAAAAAUCGUAACAAACGGUAUCAAAUAGACGGAACCAGCUGAGAGCAGCUAGACGUCCUUAAACUCGAACCACUACCAAUUAGGAUUUGAUUAUGUAACGCGUGGAUAAAUACGGGAACGGCUUUAAAGAAGUUAUGGUUUUUGAGAUGACCAAAGAAGAUUUUAUAAGUCUUCGAAAAAUUGGUUUCUGAUACGGAAGCUGCAAAUAUCACAAAAUGAUUUAAAUCGUUUAUAAACUACUUUUUUUUGAUUCUCUUCGAUUCCACUUAAACAUUUUUAAAUUAAAGUGGAACUUUAUCGAAUUGGAGACAAAUAUAACUUUCCCGGUUCUCUUCCUCCUCGAACAUUUCAUUUCAAUCAUAAGCAAGAGCUUCUCCCUUCGAUUUAAACUUCACGCAGCCCAGAAAACCUUUUUUCAGUGUGUUCCUGGUGAUAUUCGGCUUCGUCCUGUUCUGCUGCGUGUGUGCCUGUCUGGCCGGCUGCGUCUGGGCGGCUCGAAGUCGACAACAAUAGUCUCCCUUCUUUAAAGUUUCUCGUAUCCCUGCACUUGUAGAUAAAUAAACAUUUUGUUUUGGAAAUUUACAAAGUGAUUCAUUGGAAUCUGUUCGUCUGGCAGGAGAGUAUGAGACUUCUGGAAAACGUGAGCGCCGCAGCUGAGCAAACGACAGAAGGAAACCUCCAAGCUUCGUUUUCCGCGCAUUGUUUCAGGACGCCGCGACCCAGGCGCCAUGUCGGCUCUUCCACUUCUUCUUCUCAUAUCUUUCGUCUCAUUCGGUGCGACUUUUAAUUGAUUGAAUGAUAAUUAAGCUUAAAUGCCUGUUAACAUUAUAUCUGAUUCCAUAACGGCUCGAAACAAUGUAAAAAAAAUUAUUUGUAAAAGCGCUAAUGAAUGAAAAAUAUAAGAGGUUUCAAAAAGUACGAGUAAAAAGGAAGGCAGAAAAAAAGCAAAAAAAUGAUCAAAUUUUUUUACAAAUGUCAAGGUUUUUCGUCACAAGAUUUCGAAAAAAAUUCCAAAUAAAAAAAGAAAAAAAUAAUUUGGAAGGAAAAAAACAAUGCGAAAGCCAGGUACAAGCCUGGUCGUAGAGGAACGAAUCCGCACCACUGACAUAUGGCGCCGAAAAAUCGCCACAACUUUUUAUCUGACCUACACUAAAGCCUAUAGCUGAUUCACGGCUGGCUUGAGACAUCGAAAAAAGGGUUCUCAGACGAUAAGGCACGAGAAAAAGCCUGGAUCGUGGAGAGCGUAGACAGGCUACGCCCUCUUAGCGUCGCAAGCUAGCCGUGAAUCGGCUAUAUUUCUGUUCUCGCAGCUAGCUAGAUAACGACAAAAUAGUGUAGGUCAGAGAAAGAGUUGUGGCCAUCUUAGGGCGCCCAUCUCGGAUCUCGGUAACUAGAACCGCCCGGCAACGUCCGGAGCACGUCCGUUUCGCGACCAAUGUCCAAACAGAGACUUGAAAUUUUUGAAGCUGGCCUUGAAAAGCGUUUGCUGCUAUUUCUCAAUGACUUCUCCGAAAAUCAAAAACUUUCGAAGUGGUCUUCGACUCUCCAAGGACGUACAUUAUUUUUCUCGUUGCCUGACGGUUAUUUUUAAUUCGCCCAAUUUCAUUUGGGCAUAGCAUUAAUUUUCGCUGAAUCAGGGCUGUCGCUCCUAUGUAUAGUCGAUGUGCCACGACUUGAAAUUUCAUGGAACGACACUCCGUUGGGUGGCCGUGAAAGCGCCUUGCCUUUGCGAAUUUCGGUCGCGCUUUCCUUUUUUUUCUUUUAUUUGAAAUUUUCAUUAUUUUAAUUAUGUUUUAAUAGUUUUCUUCGUGCCAAACUCAUAAUUAUCUUUUCUAGUGGAUAGACUGUUUCAUUGAUAAAAAUAAAGUAGAGUAAUUUUCGAAUUUUAAGAGAAAAUGCGUUUAUAAUAUUUGAAAGUUUUUCAUGAGAUGGUCUUUGGUUCUGUUCAAUAUAUUCCGUUAUUUAACCUUCAUUGAGCCUUUAUCGACAUUUCUUUUUUCAUUUCAAAUAAUGUAAAAAAUAUCCCAAUCAGAAAUAAAAUACACAGUGAAUGAUUUUAAAAAAAUUGAAUGUUUCUACAUCGACGAAGGAACGAAAACCUUUCUUCAAAUUAUGGUGCAUGUGCUCAUGGAAGUAAACGUCUUCAUUCAAUAAGACACUCAAUUUCUGAAAAAAAACCAUUAACGACUGCAAACAGAAAAAAAAACGAUGAAAACAUUAAAACAUGGCCAUAAAAAAAACACAGAAACUUUUGUAGAAUAUUGUGGUGUUUACGGCCUAUUUCACCCGCAAAUCUUUUUGGUAAACCUUUGAAACCUUUUUUGAGAAACGAGAAAAACAAUAUUAAAGCGAUUGACGAAUACAUGAAGUUUUUCAAACUUUUUUUUAUCGCUUUUUUCGAGAAAGAUCAUGAAAUUUUCUGUGUUCUUUUGUUUACAUUUGUACAACGCAAUCCUUUUCAACGAAAAUAAUACAUUUUGAAGGAAUAAAAAAACUAAAAAACGACCAAAAUUAGAAUGAAAACCAAAAAAAAAUUAGCGUGGCCGAGGUUGGCAAACUCGCAAGAUGCGCGCUAUAGUCUGUUCAGAUUUUGAAUGUCAACUAGAAUGACGUCAUUCGAAAACGCUCUGUGGAUGGCUCGCUCUCUGAUUGGUUUAUCGCGCCAUUAGGGGGCGGAGCUUCAGCGAGGACUUGACAUUUGAAAUCUGAACAGACUAUACCGCACAAAUCAAAACAGCGGAGUGUUGUUCCAUGAAAUUUCAACUUGUGGCACAUCGACUAUAAUAGAGCGCAUGAUUUCUAAAAAUUUGAAACUUUUUGGCAUCGAUUUUCCCAGAAAAAAUAUCGAAAUAGUGUCUGCGUGAGAGUCAUUUUUUUUCCACUUUUCAGUCUCCACACAAGGAAACUCUUGUCCGCCAGGCCUCUCCGCGGUUUUCAGUUCCUCCAACCAGCCACAGGUAGCUUUAUCGAUUGCCCAUUACUUUAGAAAGGUUUCCAGACGUGCAGUCCACAGGCGACAUGCCAAUGCCAGUCAGUACAGGGGGCGAUCUGCCAGUACUCUUCCUUCUACUCCAAUUACAUCUGCUGCUCGGCUUUCGCGAAUCGUGCGCGAUUUUUGAAGCUCUCAUUCCUAAAAACAAUUGUCUAGAAUGUGGGUCUAACGUGAGCCCUCAGAUGACGAGCUCUGGACAGCUCGUGCAGUGCUCGACCAACAGCCAGUGCGCCUCGAACUUUGUCUGCACACAAGGUGUCUGCUGUGCCAGCUCUUCAUCUUCCAGUGAGUCUAGGAAAAGCUCGAUUUUGUUCAUCAAAUAUGCAAACAGCUUCUAAGACUUAAGAAAAAUUUCCAGUUUCCGUUCAAACUUUUUACUUUGUUUAUACAGAAAUUUCUAAAUUUCGAGUAUAAAACAAGCAUUGAAAAUUGUUUUUUCAAAGCUGAAGCCUCAAGACUGAUAUGAAGUUUUCUAGACUGCCAGUCGACGCCGUCGACGUGUCUCUCAGGACAGAUCCAAGUCAACGGCCAAUGCUACAACUCGGUGCAAAUCGGCGCCUCGUGCCAACGCAGUGAACAGUGCGUCGGCGGUUCUGUCUGCACGGUGACGCAGUUGUGCGGGCCUCGGUUACUGUGGAUUUUCAGCAGAACAUUUGUCAGUGUCCUCAAGGGUAUCUAUCCUCCAAUCAACAAUGCGUCGUCAACAACGGCGUCAACUGCCCUUUGGGAACCGUAUGUUUUUUUUCUUCAUUUUCUUCCUCUCUUUAUAUACAUAAUCAAGAGUUUUCAUUUUGGCGGUAUGAAAAAAGACCAGCGAAUUUUUGAACGGCGACUUUUCCAAUUUUUCAUAUCGCUAGAGAACUUUACGACAGAGAAGUUUCCGACGAAUCCUCUUCCGACUUUUUUUUCUCAAUAAACUCUUCGUUUUGAAACCUCCUAUAUAAAGUAGGUAGUUGAUUCAUGAAUAAAACACAAAGAAGUUGAAAAAAAAAAAAUGAUAUUAUGUGUUUUAUAAAACAAGUUGAGGCAAGUUGGCAGAAAUGACUUCACUGGUGAAUCGAGAGGUAGAUACAAGGAGGUACCGGAUAGCAACUCAAGUCAAUCGGCGAAUGGAAUCGGUGGUCAUUUGUAUGCGACCGGGUGAUAUCUCUAUGGUACCUGGAUAGUACCUGAUCGGUAUCUGGAUGCUUCCGGGUAUGUACCCGAAACUCGCGAUUGCCACUGGCUGGCACAUCGGUCGUUUAUAUACCGUCAGUGUUUUUACACCAUCCCAAGCCUUCCAGGGUCCUACAGGAUAAAGCCGAAACAAAAAAUAACGACCCGGGAACCAAUUCCAGACUUUCCGAAAGAAAUCGCGAAUGUCAGGUAGCUACCCGGUAGCUACUUGAAUCGACCUCCGACCCAGGUACAAUAGAGAUAGUACCCGGUCGCAUACAAACGACCACCGAUUACCAUUCGCCGAUUGACUUGAGUUGCUACCCGGUACCUACUUGUAUCGACUUCCCGAUUCAUCUUUGUUGCUGCGGUCGCGACGCGGCUCUCAGCAGGAAACGCAGAUUCGAAUGCAAGAUUUUUAUUUCUUUUUCUGAUAGUUUUCCGGUCAUUUUUUUAUCUGGAAUUGACUUUUUUUUUUAAGGCAACAAGUCACCCUGCCGACCUGCCCCAAAGUCUAAAAAAAAAUUGAUUAAAUUUGUGAAAAUGUUUAAAUUUUUCUUCUCUCUUUAGCAGUUUUCUGGAGAAAAAGAGAUUAAUUUUGGUGAAAUUUAACAAGUUCCUUUUACGAAAGAAUUUUAAUUUUUAAAUUUCCCAUUUUCUUCUCGAACUUACAUCUGACAGGUCUCCUACGGCUCGCAGUGUGUUUCUCUGGCGUCUCCAGGUCAGACCUGCAUGACGUCAUCACAAUGCAUCGACAAUUCUCAGUGCAAUAACGGUGUCUGCACGUGUCUCUCCAACUAGUGGGUCCAAGAGCUUUUCCGCAACCGCAUCCGUUUCAGUAACAUGGUCUACGGCUACUGCAUCGCCUACACCGGAGGGCCAUGCCAGUCCACACAGGUCGGCUCUGAUUGAAGACGCCGCUGUACCUGUUGCAGACGUUGGUCAACAACCAGUGCAUGUUGUACGCGAUCGUCGGCGAGAGCUGCGUUGCCAGCAACCAGUGCGUCGGCGGCUCCACCUGCAGCAACGGCGUCUGCCGCUGCAAUCCGGGGUUUAUCAUUUGAGUCUGAGAAGAUGUCUCAGCUUCCAAGACUAUAAUUAAACGUGGACAAAGAGGAACAAGUGUGGGUCGACAUCCAAGAACCAUCCUCGUUCUCGCCGCGUGAUAAACUUCAUAUCAUCAUUAAACUUUAACGUAGCUCUUUAUUCUGAAAUUUUUUUUCCUCAAAUGUCUCUUAAAAAGCCAAGUUCACCUCACAAGUAAGUCUCAUACUCCAUCUCAAUCAUUCAAUUGUUUUUUUUUUGUUUUAUUCAUAGAUGUAAUCGACUGGGCGGUGAACAAGAACUUUUGAAGUCUUAACCAACAACCGCCUCCGGCGAACUAGAAGUCCAAACGUAUUCGAAAGAGUUGAAAGCAUGGUCUUACGGUCCUUCGCCUCGUUCUUCUGCGCGUAGUCCGUUCAGUUGAGCCUUGACGAGUUCAGAAUGUAGCAGAUGUGUUGGUCCGGAGACCGUCCUCUAGGAGCUACAAAAUCGACUGCGCUGAACUCACAAAUAACAACGAGAAAAACUUUUGGGUUUUUUUUUGUUGUUUAUAGCGAAUAAAUAGGAAAAUUUUGAAAAAAUAAUCGCCAGCGCAUUUAGACAUAGGUGCGCGCGAAAGUCGCGUAGAGGUAAAUGCCUUUUUUUUUUAGAAGGAUUCAUCGGAAGUUCUAUAGCUCUAGAUAUGAAUAAAGCGGAAAAGUCGCCGUUAGAAAAUUAGCUCGUAUUGAAUUCGGACCAUCGUGUUUUUACCUUGAAAUAAAAACCUUGAAAUUCAUGAUCCUUCUUAUCCUGGUAAAAGACCGGCUUUUCUUAUAACAUUACCAAAAAGAAUAUGUUUAUUUCGCUCACAGACAAAUCUGUGGCGUGGAGGAAGAGAACCAUGAAAAUAUAUUUGCUUUAUAUGGUUCAGUUUCACGGCAAUGUACGGCUACUGCAUCGGCGGCUCCUCGUCGAACCAGUGUCCAAAUGGCCAGGUGCUGAUCAACAACCAGUGCUGGAACACGGCGCAGAUUGGUACUCAAUGCAGCUAUUCCCAACAGUGUCUCGGCAACUCUCAAUGCUCCAACGGCCUCUGUCAGUGUCCUCCGGGCUCCAGCUUUCCUAAUGGCCAGUGCUCCGGCGGCUCCUCGAGCAAUGGCUGCGCCUCAAAUCAGGUUUCAUCUCAAGUAUGCCACUCAACUGUUUCUCAGGUCUUCAUCGGUCAAUGCUCGAACGGGGCUCAAAUCGGAUCACAAUGCAGCCAGUCUCAACAGUGUCUGGGCAACUCUCAAUGUAUCAACAAUCAAUGUCAAUGUCCCAGCGGCGCCGUCAAUUCCAACGGCCGAUGUGUAGCGACCUCUGCAGGAUGUCCUCAAAACCAGGUUCACACAGCCAUGAAGAAAUCUCGGGGAUGUGUACUUGGCAGGUGAUGGUCAACAAUCAGUGCUGGAACACGGCUCAAAUCGGCUUCCAAUGCUCCUUCUCGCAGCAAUGCUUCAACAACGGAGGCCAGUGCACAAACGGCGUCUGUCAGUGUCCCGCAGGCACUUCCAACCUCAACGGACAGUGCGCGACGAGCAGCGGCUCCGGCUGCGGGCAGAACCAGGUUCCAGAGAGUGUUUGACUGCAACUCCUUCUUCGCAGGUCUUGAUCGGACAAUGCUGGAACACGGUGCAGAUCGGCCAGCAGUGCAGCUACUCGCAGCAGUGUCUCGGCAACUCCCAAUGUUCCAACGGACUCUGUCAGUGUCCUUCCGGAUCGUCCAACGUCAAUGGAUACUGCCAAGGAGCCUCUUCGUGCACUUCAAACCAGGUUUCAAAACGAACCAUGCUCAAACAUAAGUCUAUAGAACCUAUAACGAUCUAGUUUUGAAGAUAAUAUAUAUAAUACACUUUGUGGUCAUUUAGUAAAGACGUGUCCGUCCCACUUUCUUACGGAAAAAAAAACAAAAGUUGGACGAUUUCAAAGAACCUCCAGAAACAAAAGACAUCAAAUUUAUAGACAAAAUUGUUUAAUAUCUUGGAGUCGAACGACCUACCUUUCUGCUUUUUGUAGCAGAGAAAAAUUUGAAUUUUACUUCAACGAUAAGAUUUGUUCUUAUGAAAACUGUGUAUGGGAAAUUCGGAGAAAAUAGAGAAAGUUUUAGAAUUAAAAUGAACGCCCAGUAAGAAAAAAUUAAGUGAACAACCUAAUGUGAAGAAAAGAACAUGUUGUGAAGAAAAGAACAUGUUAACCAUUAGGUUUUGAUCAACAACCAAUGCUGGACGUCGUCGCCUAUCGGAGGCGCCUGUACCUACACGCAGCAGUGUUUGGGCAACUCGCAGUGCCUGAACAGCGUGUGUCAGUGUGGCGCCGCAUCCUCCAACGUGAACGGCUUCUGUUCCGGCUCCGGCUCCUCGUGUCCGAACAACCAAGUGCUCGUCAACAACCAGUGCCUCAACACGGUGCAGGUCAACGGCCAGUGCAGCUUCUCGCAGCAGUGUCUGUCCGGCUCGACGUGUCAGGCCGGAGUCUGUCGCUGUCCCAACAACUCGCAGCUCGUCAACGGCGUCUGCAGUGGUGGGUCCUCGCAGCGGCCAGAAGACGUCGUCGGUUUCAGGGACGACGACCAACGGCGUCUGUCCGGCCAACUUCACAGCGCAGACCAACCAACAGGGACAGCUUGUCAACUGCAUGCAGACGACGUGCGCCGCCUCGGCCAUCUGUCAGUACUCGGCCACAGCUCAACAGUACGUCUGCUGUAUGCCGUCCAACAACGGAUAA
Messenger RNA from Caenorhabditis auriculariae, 8854 nucleotides. Lineage: Eukaryota; Metazoa; Nematoda; Chromadorea; Rhabditida; Rhabditidae. The record is from the annotation of a GenBank genome assembly.